UGACUCGGCAACCUGCCACUGGCAGAGGCCCAAACCUUUAGACCUGGGGCUAAAGGGCAUUUCUCCGUCUUCCCUUCUUCAUUCUCCGCUGCAGGAGUUUCCGUAGCCAUGCCGGGCAUUCAGGGAUUUCACAUCAACUCUCCUCUGGUUGAAAGCACCGCCAUGGCCAAGCGGCUCGGCACCACCGUAUACCUGAAGAUGGAGAGCUCACAGCCGGCAGGGUCGUUCAAAAUCCGUGGAAUCGGACACCUGGUUUGUAAGCUUGCAGGUUCAAACUCACAUGGAGUGGUCUGCGCUUCAGGUGGAAAUGCAGGUUUGGCUGCAGCCUAUGCAGCGCGUAAGCUCAACAUCCCGGCCACCAUCAUUCUGCCAUCGCCCUCACUGCAGCUGGUGACGGAGAAGCUGCAGGACCAGGGGGCCACAGUGAAAUGUGUGGGGAAGGUGUGGGAUGAUGCGAACGCUGAGGCUCUGCGUCUGGCUGAAAGCGAGAACCUCGUCUACAUUCCUCCGUUUGAUCAUCCUCUGUUGUGGGAGGGUCACUCCAGUGUCGUCCAUGAGCUGAAGGCCUCUUUGCCGUGCAGACCGGGGGCUGUGGUUCUGUCUGUGGGCGGCGGGGGGCUGUUCUGUGGGGUGAUGCAUGGGCUGGAUGAGGUGGGCUGGGGCAGUGUGCCUGUGCUCUGUAUGGAGACUUUUGGGGCAGACUGCCUCAACGCUGCCAUUAAAGCUGGACAUUUAGUCACUCUACCAGAUAUUACCAGUGAGGCGAAGUGUUUAGGAGCGAAGACGGCCUGCAGUGCAGCGUUUGAGUACAGCAAACGGUCCAACGUCAUCUCAGAGCUCGUGACUGACCGGCAGGCUCUGGAGGCAGUGGAGCUGUUCCUGGAUGAGGAGCGUGUGUUAGUGGAGCUGGCGUGCGGAGCUUCUCUGGCUGCGGUGUACAGCGGUGUUAUCCAGCGGCUGCAGGACGAAGGCCGACUGCCCAAACCACUCGGCCUGCUGGUGGUCAUCGUGUGCGGGGGCAGCGGCGUCAGCCUCGCUCAGCUACAGCACCUGAGGACGGUCUGCAAAUCAGAAAACUACAACUCCCAUGAUCACGUGAACAGUUGAACGUAUAUUUUUUCCCUUAAAUACGUGUUGGACGUCUGAGUUUUGCACUGAAGCUAUGAGGCAAACAUAGCUAACAGUAACAGACGUCACACACUGGCUCUGAAUGACAUGUUCUGCUGUAAAAUUACAGUAAAUUACUGGAUACUAGUU
This is a messenger RNA of Pygocentrus nattereri (red-bellied piranha), 1257 nucleotides long. RefSeq names its product serine dehydratase-like (gene sdsl). Gene Ontology annotation, biological process: L-serine catabolic process; L-threonine catabolic process. Bases 109 to 1107 code for a protein of 332 amino acids. Gene Ontology annotation, molecular function: threonine deaminase activity; L-serine ammonia-lyase activity. The record is from RefSeq and is a predicted model, not a curated record. NCBI's taxonomy places the organism in Eukaryota, Metazoa, Chordata, Actinopteri, Characiformes, Serrasalmidae. The transcript has 7 exons.